Molecule: messenger RNA, 1773 nt
Organism: Esox lucius (northern pike)
Lineage: Eukaryota; Metazoa; Chordata; Actinopteri; Esociformes; Esocidae
Gene: ctns
Product: cystinosin, lysosomal cystine transporter
Exons: 10
Coding region: 247-1371 (374 amino acids)
Biological process (GO): L-cystine transport
Cellular component (GO): lysosomal membrane
Molecular function (GO): L-cystine transmembrane transporter activity
Source: RefSeq, a predicted model, not a curated record
GGAAACAAAGUAAGUAACACAGCUGCGGUAGUGUGAACAUAAAAUAGCUUGCUGUGUUGAAAUAGCGUUAAUAAAUUGUUUACACGCAGACAUGUAGCAAGCUGUUUACAGCGAGCGACUAUGGCACAUUGCUGUUGUAAUUCUGGCUUUGUAUGGCAGUAUAAUUUUACCUAAUUCAGUUUGUUUGGUCGGCACUGGUCCCUCAUCUUUUCUUCACUGUCACUUUUUAAGGCACAUGCACUGAAGAUGGAAGUUACGAACUUUCUGUCAAUCUUGGUCAUGACACUUUGUACGGUUACCGUAUCAUGUGGUGGAAGUGUAUCUCUCUCUGCCCCAGACAUUAUCGAUCUGGAGGACCAAGGUUCAGCCAAUAUCACCAUAACAUCUAGUUCUCGUCUGAAUGUGUCAGCUCUCAUUCUCUUUCACUUCACUGAUUCCUCUGCAGAUGUCACCUCCAUACUAAAACUUCCUGAGCAGGUAGAGUUACGUGUAAAUGCUACAUCAAGCACUUUUGAGGUUCAUGCAGAACAUGUGGGUCAAGUAACAGCCUAUUUAUACAGCAACAAUACGGACAUUGUAAGCAAUAAGACCAGAAUUCGUUUCAUGGUCAUUAGAAGCAACGUCAUUGAUAUCAUUAACCAAGUCAUUGGUUGGAUUUACUUCCUUGCAUGGUCUAUCUCAUUCUACCCACAAGCUUUUGAGAACUGGAGAAGAAAAAGUGUGGUGGGGCUGAACUUUGAUUUCCUGGCACUCAACUUGACAGGCUUCAUUGCCUACAGUGUAUUCAAUGUAGGCCUUUUCUGGGUUCCAUACAUAAAGGAGGAGUUUGUGAAGAACAAUCCAAAUGGUGUAAACCCAGUGGAUGCCAACGAUGUGUUCUUCAGUCUUCAUGCUGUGGUGCUGACUCUGGUGUAUAUCUAUCAGUGUGCCAUCUACGAGAGAGGAGGACAGAAAGUGUCCUGGAUAGCUACUGGUCUUCUGGUGAUUGGAUGGACAUUUGCCCUUGUGACCCUCUUUGUUGCUGUGGCCAAAAAGAUCACCUGGCUGGAAUAUCUCUACUAUUUCUCCUACAUCAAGUUAGGUGUAACCCUUGUCAAAUACAUCCCACAGGCCUACAUGAACUAUAAAAGGCAAAGUACAGAGGGGUGGAGUAUUGGCAAUGUGUUACUGGACUUCAUAGGAGGCAGCUUCAGUCUCAUUCAGAUGUUUCUUCAGUCGUAUAACAAUGAUGAAUGGAAGCUCAUCUUUGGAGACCCCACAAAGGCUGGACUUGGCUUGCUUUCCAUAUUCUUCGAUGUGGUGUUCAUUGUUCAGCACUAUUGUCUGUACAGACAUAAAGCACGUUAUGAGCUUGUGGCUGACCUGGAAUAGGCUAAUAACCUUACUGACCUCUGUCAGUGAAAUUGAGACCAAAUUAUUUUUGUAAGACUAGUAAGGGCUCUCUUCAAUGCUGUAAUCCCAUGCACAAGGCCUUUGCUUAAAAAGCACUUCUUGCAACAUAAUCAUGUAGGUUACAUUUUUAUUUUUAUUCCACAAAUUAAGAAACUCAGUUAUGUUUGAUACCACUGAGGAAGGAACUUUGCGUGAUCUUUUUGGAACACUGACUGAAGCUCUGCAUUAUUUAGUUUUAACUAAAUCUGCCAAAGCAAUAGUUUACAUUUUAUACAAGUGUAUAAUUUAUUUCUUGUAAUUGUUAUUUUGAAAUAGAACAUCAUGCAUCACUGUCAAAUGAGUAAAAUAUUUUUCACUAAUAAAGUCAUGUUUCAAGUUUUA